AUGGUGUAUCGUUCAGAAGCCUACAACAUCGUUUUGUCCAUGAAAUACAUGUUUGAAUUUUCUAACUCGUUUUAAUUGGGAAUAAAGCUCAAAAGCAAUCACGUUUGCAUGUGAAACUGAAUCCUACUCAUUACUCCACGUGCUCCUAAAUCAUUUUGUUUUGAUCUGAUUUCGCGUUCACAUCACUGCGUUCACAUCCUAAUCGGAAUUAGGAAACGCGGAAAAUUCCGAUUAUCUGAUUCGUUGAACGCGGCACGGUUUCAAAACGAACGCAAUCAAUUUUCAUCCGGUGCAGAACACGCAUACACGGAAUCCCUGGGUGAGAUUCAUCGAACCCCCUCAGUGUUUAUGCGGGCACCUGGCUCAUGUGCGGGAGGCAGCCCGGUUGCUACCAACUUUCAGGCGGUGCAAAACACGCUUACACGAGCGCCCGGGCGAGAUUAAUCGAACCCCCUCAGUAACUUCAGAAGAUUUGAGUGACAAGUUACGUCAUUUGCAAGAGGGAAAGCAUCUUGUUGCCUUGUAUUCGGACGUUAGCAUAGCAUGCUUGUAGCUAGCUAACCCAUGAACGUUGACAGUUAAAGACAGCUAAACAUCGAGGACUUCAGUAAGAUAUCAUCUCACUUUAUCACAUGUUCCAUUCAUAUGCGUAAAAUGCAAUGCUUUUUAUGUUGUUGAAAAAUAUUGUGUCUUGUUGCAGCUGGAAAUGGUGGCUAGCAUGCUAGCUAGUUAGCUAACGUUAACGUAGAUAGCUGUGAUGAGUUACAAUCAAUCUGACUGUUUUGUGCCAGUCGUGGAUGUCUUCAUGAUUGGGAAAGUGAAUUACUGACAUUUUGCACUCGAGUACUAACAUUAUUUUAAUUGCUCAUAGCUAUGCUAUCUGUUUAUCUAAUGUUGGCAAUUUUUGAAGAUAAUGAGGAGCCAAUGAACAUAGCUAACUAGAAAGCAAACUACAGGGAUUAGGUAGAUGAAAAGCUUUGACAAGCUGCCCAGUGUUGCUAGGUAACGGGACACCCAGCGGGCGACGAGUAAGCUGUUUAUAACAUUAGGGUAGUUUGCAAGUAUCUGCUAGAUUGAAAGAGGGAUACAACAUCCUUGUUUCUCCAGCAGUAAUGAUUCGAUUUCAUACUCAUCUCAAAACAAGCAACCAGCAGAACACAUACACACACACCAUAUGUACCAUGAUUGGUUAUUAUUGUUGUAGGAUUGUGCCACCAUGUUGGUGCCUAUAUUCACCCUCAAGCUGAACCAUAAAAUCAACCCUCGCAUGGUUACAAUGGGCAAGUUUGAUGGGAUCCACCCAUGCCUCACUGCAGCCACACAAGCAGGGAAGGUGUUCAUCCAUAACCCUCAUACACGUGGCCAACGGCAGGCAGCCCACCGUCUGAGUCAGAGUGCCCAGGAUUCGGACAUCUCUCUGCUCAAUAUCAACCAGGCUGUGAGCUGCCUGACAGCUGGCACACUAGGACCCAACACCACUGGAGACACGCUCCUCGUGGGCACCCAGACAAACCUGCUGGCUUAUGACGUACACGACAAUGCUGACAUCUUCUACAGAGAGGUGACAGAUGGGGCCAAUGCCAUUGUUUUAGGGAAAUUGGGGAACAUUGAGUCCCCCCUCGCCAUCAUCGGCGGAAACUGCGCUUUGCAAGGAUUUGACUAUGAGGGGAAUGACCAGUUCUGGACGGUGACGGGGGAUAAUGUGCGAUCAUUGGUGCUCUGUGAUUUUACUGGUGAUGGAAAAAAUGAGCUUCUUGUCGGAUCAGAGGACUUUGACAUUAGGGUAUUCAAAGAAGACGAACUUGUGUCUGAGAUUGCUGAAAAUGAGACAGUUACCUCCCUCUGUCAUAUGCAUGGCAGCAGGUUUGGUUAUGCUCUGGCCAACGGCACUGUGGGUGUAUAUGACCGCACUGCCCGCUACUGGAGAAUCAAGUCUAAGAACCAUGCAAUGAGCAUCCAUGCAUUUGACCUUAACGCUGAUGGUGUUGUAGAACUCAUCACAGGCUGGUCCAAUGGAAAGAUUGAUGCACGGAGCGAUCGAACAGGUGAAGUCAUCUUCAAAGACAACUUCUCGUCCUCUGUGGCUGGAGUGGUGGAAGGGGACUAUCGCAUGGAUGGACAGAUACAGCUAAUCUGUACCUCUGUGGAGGGAGAAGUGCGUGGCUACCUGCCUGCCAGUAAGGAGAUGAAGGGGAAUCUGAUGGACUCCAGUGUGGAGCAGGAUCUGAUCCGAGAGCUGAGUCAGCGCAGGCAGAACCUGCUACUGGAACUACGCAACUAUGAGGAGAAUGCCAAGCAGGCUGUCCCAGGAACUUCAGAACGGGACACCCAGAUGGGGGUGAUACCAGCCAAUACCCAGCUCCAGACUGUCCUCUCUGUCAGAGCUGCCACGGAGUCCCAGAGGUCACACAUAGAGCUCAGCAUCUCCACGCCCAAUGAGACCAUAAUUCGAGCCGUGCUGAUUUUCGCAGAGGGAAUUUUUGAGGGUGAAAGUCAUGUGGUACAUCCCAGUGCCCAGAAUCUAUGUGGUUCUAUCUGUGUUCCCAUCAUUCCCCCCAAAGAUAUCCCUGUGGAUCUACACAUCAAAGCUUUUGUUGGCGGCAAGAGCAGCAGUCAGUUCCACGUCUUUGAGAUCACACGUCAGCUGCCUCGCUUCGCUAUGUAUGAUCUUAAUGUUGAGCCUGAGGCCCCCCAACCUACUGGGAAAGUUACCUUCACCAUCAACGACAGGCCACAGAGAGUGGUCAUGUGGCUGAACCAGAACUUCCUUCUACUAGAGGGCAUUGAUACCCCAGACGUGACGUUCACCUCUCUACGUGGCGGAGGACUACUCACCAUCAGCAUGCUAAGCACUAGUGGAGAGAUCACACUAAACACAGAUGACAUAGACCUGGCAGGGGAUCUAGUCCAAUCACUGGCCUCCUUCCUGGCCAUAGAGGACCUACAGGCAGAGGCAGACUUCCCCACAUACUUUGGGGAGCUGCGAACAACCCUAACUGAGGUAGAUGACUAUCACUCUGUCCACCAAAAGCUGACGGCGGCCAUAGCAGAUCAUUCUAAUCACAUCCGUAACAUGCUGGUGCAGGCAGAAGACGCACGGCUCAUGGGUGACAUAAGGAACAUGAAGAAGCGCUACAUUGAGCUCUAUGACCUGAACAGAGACCUGAUCAAUGAGUACAAGAUCCGAUCCAACAAUCACAAUGCUCUCCUCGCUUGCCUUAAGUCUGUCAACCAGGCCAUUCAGAGGGCAGGGAGACUGAGAGUGGGAAAGCCAAAGAAUCAGGUUAUCACAGCCUGCCGAGACGCUAUCAAAAACAACAAUGUCAACGUCCUGUUCAAGAUCAUGAAAGCAGGCACAGCGUCUUCCUGAGGGCACCGCACUCUGGUUGCCUGAAGUCCUAAAGGGAUUGGAAUCCCUGAGACGCCAGUCUGGGGGGAGCAAUGGUGGGAGGCUUUACAUGAGAGAAGAAAGACUAGUUCUCUAGUGGCUUGGCCAGAAGAUGAAACAGGCUUCACCUAGACCCCCAGGUGCCAUUGGGCAGCAGUGAUGUUUUAGAGGAGUCAGUGAUUGGGAGUAACUGUCAACUUGUAUAUGUUGUUUUGUAGCCAAAGAACUAUACUCCUUGAAUGUUAAAUGGGACCAGCAGAGUGAGAUACAUGUUUACUUUUUGUAGAUUGUAAAUAGACAGGGAACUGUAUUAUGUGUGUGCAGAAAGAAAUAUCAUUAAAUUACUGUCUUAUAACUUAA
Molecule: messenger RNA, 3748 nt
Organism: Oncorhynchus masou masou (cherry salmon)
Lineage: Eukaryota; Metazoa; Chordata; Actinopteri; Salmoniformes; Salmonidae
Gene: bbs2
Product: Bardet-Biedl syndrome 2
Exons: 17
Coding region: 1217-3370 (717 amino acids)
Biological process (GO): non-motile cilium assembly
Cellular component (GO): BBSome; motile cilium; membrane
Molecular function (GO): protein binding
Source: RefSeq, a predicted model, not a curated record